Molecule: messenger RNA, 6069 nt
Organism: Rotaria sordida
Lineage: Eukaryota; Metazoa; Rotifera; Eurotatoria; Philodinida; Philodinidae
Source: the annotation of a GenBank genome assembly
AUGUUGCAAAACUUUUCUCACAUCUUAGUUUUAUUCUUUUUAUUGAAUAUUUCAAUAAAUGGUCAUGAUCAUUAUAUUCAAAGUUCAUCUUCAUUUUUUUCUCAAAAUAAUAUUGACAAAAGACAUGUGAUAAAAAAUUCAACUAUUCCAUAUGAAAAAACAGGAAGGAAUAUAAAAAGACCUCUAUCUACUGAUUCAUUAAUUAAUCGACAAAUUUUAGAACGAAAUUAUAUAAAAAAACAAAAAACUAAUUAUCAUACAUCAAAUAAUUUCAUUAGAAAUCAACAAGAAUCUAUUGAAUCAAAAUCAAUUGUUAAAAGAAAAAUCAAUCCUCUUUAUUCAGAUUUAAUUCUAUAUUCAAAUAAUCAAACAAAUCUCAAUUCUUCAAUUCAAAUGAAGAAAACUUUCCAGUUUAAUUCUAUUAAUAGAAUAAUGAUCAAUAUUUCAAAAUUAAAUAUUGAUAUUGAAACGAAAAAUAUUUCAAUUGUUUUUCAUGAUAUUGUAACUGAUUUUUUACAUUUAAAACACUCUCAAUCGAUUUCUAUUCAAUAUUCAACAUCGAUGUCAAAUAAUGAAAUGAUAUCAAUAAAAAAAUAUUUUAUUGAAAAAAUUCUAAUUAUAUUAGAUGAAUAUAUUAACAAUAAAAUUAAUAAGGAUUUAAUCGAUAAAAAAUCUAAUCAAAUAAAUCUUAUUUAUGAAAAUUUAACAGAUAUAUUUAAUAUAUAUGAAUCUAACUUUGAUAGUAUUUAUUUUACGAGAAUUCAUACAAAAGAAAAUCUUACUCUUAUUAUCAAUUCUAUUAUGUCAACAACUGAAUAUGUUGACGAUAAAUAUUGUUCAAUCAAAUUUAAAUAUUUCAAUUAUAUUUAUUGUAUUAAAAUUGAUUUUAAUAAAAUUUUAUGGAAUUUACCAAAAGAAGAUAAUUCAAUUCAAUCGUUAAAACUAUUUAAUUCAAUUAAUAUUCAGACACAAAUCUUAUCCUAUGAAGAAAAUCACCAUCCUCAAGUAUUUCAAUAUAAAACAAAUUCAAAAACCACUGAACCUCUUAUUGUUUGUUAUUAUACCAAUUGGUCACAAUAUCGUCAUGGUCCAGGUCGUUUUUAUCCUGAAAAUCUUGAUGUAAAUCUUUGUACUCAUAUAGUAUAUGCAUUUGCAAAACUUGAUAAUGAUCGUAUAGUUCCAUAUGAAUGGAAUGAUGAAAGUACUCCAUGGUCAGUAGGCAUGUAUCAAAGAAUCAUCAAUUUACGUAAAUCAAAUAAAUUAAAAGUUUUACUUGGACUUGGUGGAUGGAAUCAUGGAAGUCACCCUUUCUCUAAUAUGGUUCAUAAUGAAACACAACGAACAAAUUUCAUUAGAGCAACAAUUCGUUUUUUAGAAAAGCAUCAAUUUGAUGGACUUGAUCUUGAUUGGGAAUAUCCGGGUUCACGUGAAGGUUCAAGACCAUCUGAUAAACAACAUUUUAGCAAUUUAUUAAUUGAACUUAAAGAAGCUUUUCGUCCAUUCCAUUUUUUGUUAACAGCAGCUGUGGGUGCUGGAAAACCAACGAUUGAUGCUGCUUAUGAAAUUUCUCAAGUUUGUCAAAUUCUUGAUAUUGUUAAUUUAAUGUCCUAUGAUUUACAUGGCUCAUGGGAAACAAAAACUGGUAUUCAUAUUCCAUUAUAUAGUCGUCAAAAUGAUAAUCAAUUAGAUAAACAAUUGACACAAGAUUGGUCCGUUCGUUAUUGGAUAAAUAAUGGUUGUUCUCCAUCGAAAAUUGUUAUGGGCUUAGCACUUUAUGGUCGAACAUUUCGAUUAGCUAGUCCAUCUAAGAAUUACAUUGGUGCACCAGCUGUUGGACCAGGCAAUGCUGGUUUAUAUACAAAUGAACAAGGAUUUUUAGCUUAUUAUGAAAUAUGUACUCGUGUUAAACAACAAGGUUGGACUAAAAUAUUUGACGAAGAACAAAAAACAAAUUAUGCUUAUAAAGAUGAACAAUGGGUUGGAUAUGAUGAUCUUUAUUCAAUUGGUUAUAAGAUUCAAUACGUUCAAGAAAUGGGUUUAGCUGGAAUUAUGUUUUGGGCAGCAGAUCUUGAUGAUUUUACUGGUAGUGUAUGUAAUGAAGGAAAAUAUCCUCUAAUGAAUAAAGCUGUCAGUCUUAUUCGUUCUCAAAUUCAACCAACAAUAUCAUCAAUAAAAAUAAAUUCAACAAAAAGUUCAUUUCAAGAAAAAAAACGUAUUGUUUGUUAUUAUACAAAUUGGGCACAAUAUCGUCCUGAUCAAGGAAAAUUUUAUCCUGAGGAUCUUGAUGGCUCAUUAUGUACACAUAUUAUUUAUGCCUCUGCUAUAUUAAAAAAUUCAAAACUUGCUCCAUUUCAAUUGAACGAUGAAGAUACUCAAUCGAACAAAGGCAUGUAUUCACGAGUUUUGGCAUUAAAAAAAACACAUAAUAUAAAAAUAUUACUUGGUGUGAGUGGACCGAAUUUCGGUUCAGCUGAUUUUUCUCAUAUGGUCGAAAAUGAACAAUUACGAAAAGUAUUUGUUUAUCAAGCAACAUUAUUUAUACGUGAUCAUCAAUUUGAUGGUCUUAAUCUUGAUUGGGAAUAUCCUGUAAAUCGAUUAGGUAGUCGAUCGCAAGAUAAACAAUUAUUCACUAGUUUAGUCAAAGAAUUAAAAGAGGCUUUUGAACCUUAUAAUUUGUUAUUAACAGCAACUGUUGCUGCUGAAAAGUCAACAAUUGAAACAGCUUAUGAAAUAGAUAAAAUAGCUAAGUAUGUUGACUUUAUUAAUUUAAUGACAUAUAAUCUUCAUGAGAGCGGAUCGAAAAAUAUGACUGGUCAUCAUACUGCCUUAUAUGCACAUCCACAAGAAGAUCAAUAUCAAAUGACACUUAAUCAAAAUUGGUCAGUUAAUUAUUGGAUUAAACAAGGAAUGCCUAAAGAAAAAAUUUCCAUGGGUUUAGCAACAUAUGGACGAACAUUUAAAUUGUUUAAUAAUUUAAAUAGAGGAAUUCGUUUACUAAGUACAGGUCCAGGUGAACGUGGAAAAUAUACAAGAGAAUAUGGAUUUAUCGCUUAUUAUGAAAUUUGUGAAAAAUUAAAUAGUGGCCAAUGGAUAAGUGAGUAUGAUGAUAUACAAAAAUCAAUGUAUGCUUAUGAUGAAGAUACUUGGGUCUCUUAUGAUAAUAUUCAAACAAUAUCUAUUCGUGCUAAUUAUGUUAUUGAACAAAAUCUUGGUGGUGUUAUGAUAUGGGCAGCCGAUCUUGAUGAUUUUUCGGGAAAAUUUUGUAAUAAUGGUCGAUAUCCAUUGAUGAAUGCUGUGGCUAAUAUUAUUCGAACAGGUCAAAUUCAACCAAUUUAUAUAUCUACUCGUCCAACAUCAACUUCUAGAACAUAUUCUACAAUAAAAAUGACUAAAUUUACUCUUCCAUUACAAUCGAAUACAUUAUCUUCUUGGACUUCAUGGUUAACAAGAUCAUCACCUAUAAAUAUAUUAUCGCAAUCAAUUGUUUGUAUGACAAGAAUCAAUCCAGUUUUAUUCAAUAGUGUCAAUAUCAAUCUAUGUUCACAUUUAAUUAUAAUUGAAAGAGAUUUAUUAUCAAUAGAUAUCGACUUAUUUCAAUCAACACUUUCAUUAGAUAUUCUUAAACAAUUGAAAGUAAUGAAAAGAAAAAAUGAAAAUUUAAAAAUCUUUUAUUCAAUACUUGGUCAAUGGAACUCGAAACAUUUUGAUUUACUUCGUAAUGAUCAACAAAGACAAAAAUUAAAUAAAAAAAUGGAACAAUAUUUAACUAAUUAUACUUUCGAUGGACUUGAUAUUGAUUGGAAUAUACAAGUUGAUCAAAUACCUUCAUUAACAGACAAACAUCUUUUAUCAACGUGGCUUUUAGAAUUACGAUAUUUAUUUGUUGCAAAUAAAUAUUCUCUAUCAAUUGGUAUAAGUGGAGAAAAACACAUUAUUGAUAGUUAUUAUGAUUUUAAUAUAAUAUCAAAAAUGGUUGAUUUUAUUCGUUUAAUGGCUUUUGAUUGGACAAGAAUAAAUGAGACAAGUUUAACUAAUCGAGUUAAUUCAUUGGAAAAUCAACGAUAUAAUUAUCAAUUUAAUUAUAUUAAUUGGCUUAUUAAUUAUAUUAAAAUUCUUGGUGUAUCUUCUAAACAAAUAAGUGUUUCUAUACAAACAUAUGGACGUUUAUUUGAAUUUAUUUAUCAAAAUCAAUAUUUGAUUCGUUCAUCGAGAAUUGAUUCAUCAAAAAUCUUGCCUUAUUCACAUAUUUGUAAAUUAUUAAAAACUAAGGAUUUUAUUCAAGAAUAUGAUAAUAAAACUUCUUCAUCAUAUUUAUUUAAUUUUAAAACAAAACAAUUGAUAAGUUUUGAUACAAUCGAUGAUAUACAAAUCAAGGUUCGUUUUGUUAAAUUGGAAGGUUUAUUCGGUAUAACAUUAUCAUGGUUAGAUAUCGAUGAUAUUUAUGGAUUAUGUGGAAAAGGUUCUUAUCCAAUAUUAAAUACGAUUUCUAAUCUUUUAGAUUUCAAUUCUAAUAAACAAUCUUCUGAAAAGAAUUUCAACAAUAUAAAUGAUUUAAAAGAAAAAUCUUCAAAAAAACAAAUAUUUUGUUCUAUAAGUUCGAAUACAGAAGCAUAUUAUGGUUUAAUACGUUUUACAUUGGAUAAAAUAAAAGUCGAUCUUUGUAAUUAUUUAUUAAUUGAUUAUAAUAAUUCUCUUUUAUCAACAUCAACAUAUAAUCAAUUUAAAAUUCUUCUUACAAUUAGUUUAAAUGAUUUUUUUAUUAUUGAUCAAUUAAUAUAUAAUUUUAGAAUUAAACAAAUUUAUGGUUUUAAUAUUUAUUUGAAGAAAUUUUCAAAUGAUAUUAUCGAACAAAUUCAUAUAAUAAGAUCAAAAUUAUCGAAUAAAUAUUUAUUAACAAUAUCAUUUGAAAUUGAAACAAAUAAUUCUUUUUUAUAUGAAUAUUCCAAUUUAAUUCAAUUAAAUAAUUUAGUUGAUUAUAUUAUUAUACUUCCAUUUGAUGAUAAAUCAACAAAAAAUUUUCAAGAAAUCAAACCAUGGAAUAGUCUUUAUUCUACUAGUCAAUAUAAUUUAACUUAUUUUUCAAUGAAUUCAAUUCUUACUCGAAUUCUUUCAUAUGGUGUAUCAAAAGAUAAAAUAAUAAUGAGUAUUCCAACAUAUGGUCUAUCGUUUGUAUUAGAAGAUCAUAUCAAAUAUAAUAUUAAUGAUCAUAUAUUAGAACAAGGUCUUCCAGGCCGUAUUACACAUAGAAAAGGAAUACUUGCUGCUUAUGAGAUUUGCCAUUUAAUUAAACAAGAAAAUUAUCGAAGAUUUUUCGAUAAUAAAACUUUUUUAGUUAUGGCACAUCAUAAAAAUAAUUUGAUUAUAUAUGAUGAUACACAACCAUUUCAAUUAAAAAAUCAUAUUGUUAUUAAUGGUACCGUCGAAUAUAAAUCAAAUUUUAUAAUAAAUUCUCAAAUAGGUGGUGUACUUAUACAUCAUAUUGAUAUGGAUGAUUAUAUCGGUUUAUCAUGUAAUCUUGGUGCAUAUCCGAUAAGUUCAGUUGUAUCUCGAAUAUUUUCACAAUCAAAAUCAUAUAUUAAACCAACAACAACAACAGCAACAAUAACAUUGAAUAAUCAAUAUGAAACAACAAAAAUACGUUCCACAGUAAUAAAUAAUUUAUGUUCAGGCGUUAAAACAGAACAAUUAAUAGAAGAUAAGAUUGAUUGUCGUUAUUAUUAUGUAUGUCAAUCAAAUAAUAGUAAACCUAUAUCACAUUUACAAUGUCCUCAAAAUAUGUUUUUUUCAAUGAAAGAAAAAGCAUGUACACAUCAAAAUUCUGAUUGUUCUUCUAAAUCAAUGUUCAAUUCAAUGGCAAAAUCAAUAGAACAAACUCAAAAAUCAUUAUCGAGACAAUCGGAUAAAAGAUUUCAAUGUCAAAAAGCGAAUGGAAUAUUUGCUGAUUUAUAUGAUUGUAGACAAUAUAUAUUAUGUUCAAAUAAUAUUCCUUUUAUAAUGAAAUGUCCAUCAAAAACAAAAUUCAAUUCAUUAUUAAAUCGAUGUGAUGAAUGGUCGAAUAUUUGUCCUUAA